UGUGCCACUUGGCGGCCAUGGCAGCUGUAGUAUUGGCGACUCAGGGUCAGGGCCUGGCCGAGGGAAGUACUAUGGGUAGCACCGGGUGCAGGGCAGAGACAGCAUCGUAUCGACUUUGCUGUUGAAUCCUCCGGCCCAUUGUUAGAGACUUGCAGGACAUCUUGCCCGACUGUAGACUCGGAAGGUAGUUUGCUGGGACUGGUGGGCUGGUCCCUUCCCUGGGGGCGUAUCACCUGCGGUGCCACCUCUGGGAACAGGUACCGCGUGUGGAGAAGACACUUGGUUGUAUCUCUUUUUCCUGCUGCUACCAGGGACAUUGUCUAGGGGCGUGGAUCGUUGUGUCACCCUCAUUCCGACGAUUGAGGCGAUCUCUUUUCGCACAAUUUCUCCAUCUGUUACCAACCGGAAUCCCAGUGACUGACAAUCAAGUACCUAAGAUUGCGCGAAGUUUUCUCUGGUGCUAAUAUCAGCAAAAGGAGCUUGCUUCUUAAAAGAGCGGCGUGCUUCGUGGAAACACCAGCAAGACUGAAAGCAUUGGGGAAAUUCCCCUGCUUUCUUGGAAGACCACAAGUUUAAACAGCCUAAGCGCCUUUUGAAACUGCUGGAAUUUUAAAGGCUGGUGGUAGAGGGUGACUACAGAAGGGCAGAAUGGAUGAUUUUCUCUCCAUUAGUCUGCUGUCUUUGGCAAUGUUGGUGGGAUGUUACGUGGCUGGAAUCAUUCCUUUGGCUGUUAAUUUCUCAGAGGAGCGGCUGAAGCUGGUGACUGUGUUGGGUGCUGGUCUUCUCUGUGGAACUGCACUGGCGGUUAUCGUGCCGGAAGGGGUGCAUGCACUUUAUGAAGAGGUUCUGGAGGGAAAACACCACCAAGCCAGUGAAACGAAGCAGAAUGUGAUUGCCUCAGACAAAGCAGCAGAAAUAUCAGUUGUCCAUGAGCAUGAGCACAGCCAUGAGCACACACAGCUACAUGCCUACAUCGGUGUGUCUCUUGUACUGGGCUUUGUUUUCAUGUUGCUAGUGGACCAGAUUGGCAGCUCCCAUGUGCAUUCCACUGAUGAUCCAGAAACAGCAAGACCCAGCAGUUCCAAAAUCACCACCACGCUGGGGCUAGUCGUCCAUGCUGCAGCUGAUGGUGUAGCUUUGGGAGCAGCAGCCUCUACAUCACAGACUAGUGUCCAGUUAAUUGUGUUUGUGGCAAUAAUGUUACAUAAGGCUCCAGCAGCAUUUGGGCUGGUUUCCUUCCUGAUGCACGCUGGCCUGGAGCGGAAUCGAAUCAGAAAGCACUUGCUGGUCUUUGCAUUGGCAGCACCAGCCAUGUCCAUGCUGACAUACUUAGGAUUAAGUAAGAGCAGUAAAGAAGCCCUUUCGGAGGUCAAUGCCACUGGAGUGGCCAUGCUUUUCUCUGCUGGGACAUUCCUUUAUGUUGCCACCGUCCAUGUCCUCCCUGAAGACACCAGCAUUAACCACUCAGGCUCCAGCCUCAGUCCACGGCCAUUGCCAUCCGGGAAGAAGAGCAAGCGUGUGGCGCUCCUCGCUUCCUCAGUGUCUUGUCUCACCUCGCCCGUCUCCACCCGUGUUCCUAGAGUCCGAGGGAGAUGAGAGUCAAUCGUGGAGAAGUGGGACAGCAUAUAGCAGGAACAUCAGAAUUAGACAGAGACUUUGUGUUGUCUUUUAAAGGGACUUUGAUAUAUUAAGUUUUGAUGUUUCUCUUAACCCUAUUCUCAGGGAAGAUGGAAUUUAGUUUUAAAGAAACGUGGAGAACUUCAUACAAUGAAAUUGUAAUUAUGAAACUGCAGUGUUCUGUAAUUAAGCUAAAGUUUUUUCCCUUAGUUCAGAGUCUCUACCACUUUACCCAUUGGUUUUUUAACGUGGUACUCACCAUGUAAGACUGGUGCUUUAGCAUCUGUGCCACACGCCAUGAGAGGAGGUAGGAACACCCGUCCCUUAGAUGCUAAAGAUGAUGGCAACUAAUUUGAGGUUAGAAUAAGGAAAAUAAGGGCAGGAGACAUAAGCUGAACUGAACCCAAAAGAAACGUCCAUGGAAAGGGGUGUUUAGAGUCUUCAAUAACUCCUUUUCACAUGCCUCCCCACGUAGAGCCUGCCCUUCCUUCCCACGUACAGCAAGGAGGUGGGACUGACUUUUGAAGAGGGGUCUGUUAUCAUACAGCAUUUUUAAAAAGUAUCCUUGCAGAAUACUUGUCUGCAGCACACUCUCAGUAGCCAGAUUCUGUUCAGGCACAGGAUUUCCGUCAAGAACAGUAUGAUCUCUGUGAAACUAAGGGAUGGUAAAACUUCCAGGAAUUUGGAUAGUCACUGAUAUAUUGUAACCUUUUUAAAAAAUAACACUAUUACAAAGUAUGUUGUCCUUUUCUUCUAAGUCAGUGGUUCUCAACCCUCCGAACACUGCAGUCCUUGACUACGGUCCCUCGUGUUGUGGUGCCCCCUCCCCUAGCCAUAACAUCAUUUUGUUGCUAUUUCAUAACUGUAAUUUUGCUACUGUUACGAAUUGUAAUGUCAGUGUCUGAUAACAGGAUAUAUGAUAUGCCACCCCUGUGGGCGGGCGUUGUGACCACAGGUUGAGAACUGCUGUUAUAAGUGUUUCUUUUAGCAGCCAGUAGUCCCUCUGGCUGAGCUCUUGCCCAGAGUGGAGAGUGUUUCUGUCUGCUCCUUAGCUCCUGUGCAGGAGACGGCAGGGCUGUAUCAGAGGGGAGUGUCUGCUGCUGGCUUCAGUCUCCUUGCAAUCAUGUCUGCAUCCCACUCUUCCCUUCGCUCUCCCUGCCCCACUGUACCACUACUGCUCCUGGUGACGUCAGUCCUUGUGUGAAGUGAAUUCUCACCACUUGACCCAUGAUGAUGAAGACAGCACUGUCUAUUCUUCAUUUCCUUCAAUUAAGUUACCUUUGUGUCCAGUACAACCUUAUUACACCCUCAAAAAUGUCACCUCCUCAUGCGAGUCAACACAGUCACUGAUAAUUGAAGCAAUUGAGAUGGUAAAAGUAUUCAACAAAGGUAAUUCUUCUAUGUUUGCCAAAAUCUGAAUAAAUCCUAGUCAGAUAAGUGUAUAAUACUGUAUUAAUUUAUAUUUUCUGUAGCAUUUCAAAAAUACUUUACAUAAAGAGGGAGCCAAGACUAGUUUCUUCGGAGCAGUGAGUGCAGUCAUUUGUAUUUUUCUAUGACAUCUAUGCCAGCAUGCCUGUAGUUUUCUUUCUUUCUCUCCUAAAUUGUCACUAGGUCAGCCAGCAGCUAUGGGAUUAAACUUGUGCGCCCUCUGCUGGCUGUAGUGAAGAAAGUAGAACUGGGAUGCAGUUCUCUGUGGAGGCUGGUAGCUAUUGCAUCCCACGCUAAAGUGUUCAUGAAUGCAGCCAGGUGACUCGGAAAGGUUUGGGCUCGUCUAGUCCUCCCAAAGUACAGAUGUCUUGAUCUCUCUAGAAGCUCACUGUGUCUGGUUUGGUUUGGGUAGAAGUAGCUUCUGUCAUCUUGCUCCGUGCAGUGGUCAGAGAUUUGUUGUGCUGGCCAGAGCCUCUUUCGUUCAGCAGUGCCUUGCUAUCUCUAAGUUUGGCUAGAAUAUCAUGUUGGGUAGGGCCCUGGACUCUGGUAAGGACUGAACCAUCAAACUUCCAAAUCUGCCUUCCCCUCCGGGCCUCAGUUGUAGUGAGCUUUCCAAAGCUGGGGCCUUUCCAGGCCCGGAGCUGUUGCCUGGGGACAGCAUGCCCCUUCCCUGCCCAGCAGGCUCAGAUAGCCAUAUGACUCUUAAUAGGGCUCAAAUGUGUGUGAGGCAGCAGGAACCACGCAGAGGCCUCGUCUAGUGGGGAGAGGCUGCUCAUGUAGCAGACAGUGCCCCAGAGCAGCCACCUUGACCGCUUCACAUCACCUUUCAGUUCUGUUUUCUUCCACCUUAAAACUCCCUCUGGAGGUGUGGAUGCCUUAAUGUGCAAACACAUUCGAGCACAUUGGUGAUACUUCAGCUGCUGCCACAAUUACAAGCGGAAUUACGGGUUACCAAAGAAGCAAUUGAUGAAAAGCAUGGCCCUUCCGCCUUCCUCGUGACCAAAGCAGUCUUAAUUGGAAUUACAGUCCCUUUCCCCCAGAAUCUAACGGUCUUCAGAUUCAGAGCACCUUCCCCCCUCUCCCCCCAGUUCCCAGUGUUGCCAGUCCCCGAGUCAGCAGGGCAGUGAUGUCCCAUUUGACUCUGCUUUCCUGUGUGUGCUGUUGCCAGCUUGUGUCCUCACAGGCAGACUUCCUGGCCUAAAAAUGGCAGCGGUUGGGAUGGUACUGCCCACUCAGUACCACAGUGUGUUCUCUCCCCUGCUUCACCUCAGUCCCCAGAUUCUCAGUUCAGAACAACCAAGUCAACUUCUCUGGGAGGUUGGAUCAUUAGAAGAAAGAGAGGGUCUGUUCUUCUAGAAAGGGGAAAAUAGAUUUUUUUUUAAAAAAAAAAAAAGCUAGUCUGUCACCACUAGCUGGUUCUGUUUUUCAAGGAUUAGAGAUAGGAGGGGCAGAGCAGUGACAGUGUCUUAAGCCUUGACCCUCAUGCUAGUGAAGUUCUGAACAUGGGACUGUAUGUCGAUAGCACAAGCCUCUAAGACGCUCCUGCCUUUUUGGGCCAGUGCCUCAGACCAUUGCGUCACAGGCAGUCAUUGGGCAAGAGAGUCUCUGCGGCAGACUUCUGUUCAGUGCAGAGUGGGACUCACUCCUGAAGAACACUGGUUGAGGUACUGUACAACUCUGACCUUUUUGUACUUGAGACAUUGAAGUUUCAGCUCAGGCGACCUGAAGAUGAGGGCUGGUGGGAAAGGACUAGUAGACCUGUAGGACUUGUUUCCAUGCGCUCAGUCCCCCACAGUAGCUAAGCGCAGAAGACUGGCUUCGCUCUCUUGUCUGGUGUGUCUUCCUGUAAACUGGGACUCUACUGGGAUGGCAACACUAUGAUUCCCCUGGUUUGGUGGCCUACACGGUGAUUUUAAAUGUCCCCUUUUCUAGAUCCUUUGUACACAUAAACUCAUUCCAUGGAUGGCUGCCUUAUAAUUUUGUGUCUUUCCAUUUUAAUUGUGAAAGGUUUAAAAAUUGCUGUUUUCUGAUUUGUUUUCUGAUAUUAAAUUUUUAUUAGUGCAUA
Grammomys surdaster is the source of this 5110-nucleotide messenger RNA. RefSeq names its product solute carrier family 39 member 9 (gene Slc39a9). The coding region runs from base 649 to 1596 and encodes 315 amino acids. The record is from RefSeq and is a predicted model, not a curated record. Gene Ontology annotation, molecular function: metal ion transmembrane transporter activity. The transcript has 8 exons. Lineage: Eukaryota; Metazoa; Chordata; Mammalia; Rodentia; Muridae. Gene Ontology annotation, biological process: zinc ion transport; transmembrane transport. Gene Ontology annotation, cellular component: membrane.